This is a messenger RNA of Arvicanthis niloticus (Nile rat), 1193 nucleotides long. RefSeq names its product chloride intracellular channel 1 (gene Clic1). The record is from RefSeq and is a predicted model, not a curated record. NCBI's taxonomy places the organism in Eukaryota, Metazoa, Chordata, Mammalia, Rodentia, Muridae.
AGCUGCUCCCUGAGCUAAACGGGAGGAACCGAGGUGGAGCAGCUGUGUGUGGGGUGCGCUGGGCCUGUGGGGAAGCCGCGUUGGAGCGAACCAAAGGGUCUGAUCGGACUCGGGUUGCGCCGAAGGGACAGCCCUGAGUCUGGAGGAGAAUCCCGGGCCGUGAGACCCGCCUUCCCUUGCCCGGGCCCCUCCCAGUUCCCCCAGCGACGGCUGCUUCCUGGUCCCCGACGCAACCAUGGCUGAAGAACAACCUCAGGUCGAACUGUUCGUGAAGGCUGGCAGUGAUGGCGCCAAGAUUGGAAACUGCCCCUUCUCCCAGAGACUGUUCAUGGUGCUCUGGCUCAAGGGAGUCACCUUCAACGUUACCACUGUGGACACCAAGAGGCGGACAGAGACUGUACAGAAGCUCUGCCCUGGUGGGCAACUCCCGUUCUUGCUGUAUGGCACCGAAGUACACACAGAUACCAACAAGAUCGAGGAAUUCCUGGAGGCCGUGCUCUGCCCUCCCAGGUACCCAAAGCUGGCUGCUCUGAACCCUGAGUCCAACACCUCAGGGCUGGAUAUAUUUGCCAAGUUUUCUGCCUACAUCAAGAACUCAAACCCAGCCCUCAAUGACAACCUAGAGAAGGGGCUCCUGAAAGCCCUGAAGGUUCUAGACAAUUACUUGACAUCCCCACUCCCGGAAGAAGUAGAUGAAACCAGUGCAGAAGAUGAGGGAGUCUCUCAACGGAAGUUUCUGGAUGGCAAUGAGCUCACCCUGGCUGACUGCAACCUGCUGCCGAAACUUCACAUAGUACAGGUGGUGUGCAAAAAGUACAGAGGGUUCACCAUCCCAGAAGCUUUCCGUGGAGUACAUCGGUACUUGAGCAACGCUUAUGCUCGGGAAGAAUUCGCCUCCACCUGUCCAGACGAUGAAGAGAUAGAACUGGCCUAUGAGCAGGUGGCCAGGGCUCUCAAAUGAGCACCUUUUAAAGGGUCUUUCACCCACUCUGUGCUCUCCACAGAGGCUUCCACGCUGCUGCAUAAUGGACACACUCCGAAAUAGCCAGUGGGCAGGAAACCGGGGCAUUUGUGUGGGGCUGGGGGUGGGGCUGGGGGGUAAAGCAAAGGAUAACAGACAAGGGUAAGAUUUUUAUUUUGGGUUGGGGUGGGUAGGACAACGUAUUUCAGUAAUAAAAUACAGAAUGGAAAAA